Messenger RNA from Myzus persicae (green peach aphid), 1286 nucleotides. Its product is annotated as E3 ubiquitin-protein ligase RNF8-like. Gene Ontology annotation, molecular function: ubiquitin protein ligase activity. Bases 194 to 688 code for a protein of 164 amino acids. Gene Ontology annotation, biological process: proteasome-mediated ubiquitin-dependent protein catabolic process. The transcript has 6 exons. The record is from RefSeq and is a predicted model, not a curated record. NCBI's taxonomy places the organism in Eukaryota, Metazoa, Arthropoda, Insecta, Hemiptera, Aphididae.
CAUUGGUCACGUGUCUUUAGGAUUGUCGCACAUUUUAUUUUACAUCAUUGUAUUUUUUAUUGUGCAAGUGUGGGCAUACCAAGUUGGUAGUGUUACGGUUCAAAGUCACCAACUGACACCAUUCUCUGCAGAUUUUGGAGUUGUAUCUACCACCAGUCAAAAGGUUCAGGAGACAUCCACCAUCAAAUCCACCAUGGAACGGACUUCAACUGAUAUCUACUACCAGUUAUUACAAAGAGAAUCACUCAAAAGCAAGAAAAAAAUGUUGAUUUUGUCCAAAGAAUCACUAAAAAGCAGGAAUAAAAAACUGAGCAAUAAAAUUGCAAUGCAUAUAAAAUUAUCAAAAUCACUAACCGAAAGUUUGAAUGACAUGAAAGAUAGAAAUGCCAAGCUUACUGAGACAUUUAAUGUAUUGCUGUUGGAAGAUAAAGAUUACCAGUGCCCAGUUUGUCAUGAAACAUUCAUAAAGCCAGCAUUGCUUAGUUGCUCUCACAUGUUUUGUACUUGGUGCCUUGAAAAUUGUUCAAAGGAAAAUAAUCACUGUCCGUUAUGUCGGGUUCCUAUAACACAUGUUGUACACUGUUUGAGCAUGAACAAUUCCAUUGAAAAAAGGAUGGAACUCAUGCCAGCUUCAAUUAGAUUGGAGCGCAAGAAUUUAGAAGAAGACCGAAGGAAAAAACAUAUUUAAACAAAACCACGAAGAAAUUUUUCAACUUUACCUUAGAUAUUCAAACAAUGCAAGCCAGUCGUCAAAUAAUUAAAGCUUAAAUAAUGUGCAUUGAUAAAUUAAUUUUAAUCCCACUAAAUUACUUUGUGAGACAUAUUUUGAAUUAUUACUAUUCUUUAUUACUAUACUUGUAACAAAAUUAGCAAUUUGAUUGCAUCAUCCCUUAUGGUUAAAUAUCAAUAAUAGCAUAUUAGUGGUUGUGGGCUACAUUACAAAAUUGCUUAUAUUUUCCAGAAAUAGGAUUUAAAUUGAUUGUUUAAAUAUAUAUACAAAAAUUAACUAAGCUUAGUGUGUUAUAGUCUACAAUGUACAAUUUUUGAUAAUAUGUAAUACUUAUUUUUAUAGAAUAUUCAAAAUUCCAAACAAUAUUUUGUAUGUAUAAUGUAUAUUUAUAACUAUUUUGAUAAAAUAAUGAAAUAGAGAUUAAAAGUAAAAAUGCGUGUUUUUCUAUAGUGUAAUUACCAAUAUUAAGACCAAAAAUCGUGGAGGGUGUGGAAUAAAAAUUUAUAAAAUUACAAAUAUUUAAAUAAUGUAUCUAAUUAAUGAGAAUUACAAAUUA